UAGUUUGAAUUGAGCAGCUAACUUGUUUUGGCCACUUCCUUUGGCAUUCACUUAUGUCUUGCAGGUAGAGUACCGUAUAGUGGAAAAUCGUAUUGCAAUCGCGUGAAAGUACGCCAGCCAACAAGAAAACACCGCAGUUAUUAACGAAGGCUGUAUUCGGAGAUUUAAUAUGUUUCUGGUGGUUUUCUUGUGAGCGGAUUGUGCUUUUGUUUAAAGAUGAGUGAAACAAAUCAAAUUAAUGCGAACGGAAAUAGUAAGGUACUGGCAGCAGCGUCACGUGAAGACGUGGAGAGCGGGGCCCAGGUUGCUGGGCUCAAAGGUAAAACUGCCGACGACGUCAGCACGAGGCGAAGAACCCGCAAUUCGCGACCAGUUCGCGUCCUACUCCGGCGUUUGUUUGUCAUGGCCGUGAUACUCGCGAUUCUAGUCGGUCUCGCUGGGUUCUUUUGGUACCUUUUCGGGUGGCAGUUCCUCAUUCAGCUUGCGAUCGUUGUCUUGGUUGCUUACCUAGCUGCAGGACACUGGAGAUGGUUCUAUGUAGCUAUAGUAACAGCACCUAGAGACCUGCGUGCUCUCUACAGAUAUAUAAGGCUUUUGAUACAAGUCAAGUCGUUAUAUCGACGCGACCUUCCAUUGGCGAAAAUAUUUGAGCAGAAUGUUAAAAAACAUCCUCAUAAGCCGGCAAUUUUGUUUGAGGAUCAAGAGUGGUCUUUCAUACAGAUUGAAGAAUACAGUAAUAAAAUAGCAAACAUAUUCAAAAGUCACGGCUACAAAAAGGGCGAUCGCAUUGCGCUUUUCCUGGAAAACAAGCCCGAAUAUGUGGGCAUUUGGUUGGGUCUAUCAAAAUUAGGAGUGAUCGUUCCAUUGAUAAAUACCAAUCUAAGAUUGAGCUCUUUGGUGCAUUCGAUCACUGUGGCAAAAUGUCAGGCUGUUAUAUUUGGAUCUGAACUAUCAGAUGCUGUGAGCGAAGUUUUGGACAAAAUCGAGUCCAAGGUGGCUCUGUAUCAAGUGAAUUGCAACAACAAUGCCGGACCCCAAGAUGAACGUUUCGAAAAUUUGGAUUUAUUGCUAAAAGAAGCUUCGAGUAGUCAGCCGGAAGUAACGGAAAAAAUCGGCCACCAUGAUCAUUUGGUUUAUAUUUACACUUCGGGCACAACUGGACUUCCUAAAGCAGCCGUAAUAAGUACCUCAAGGUAUUUUUUUAUUGCCGGCGCUAUGCAUUGGCUGUGUGCUUUCCGUGCAUCUGAUCGCUUUUACUGUCCUCUUCCAUUAUAUCACACGGCCGGAGGCUGUAUGAGUAUAGGGCAAAUGUUAAUUUAUGGAUCUACUAUUGUGAUUCGCAAGAAGUUCUCUGCUUCUGCCUAUUUUCCGGAAUGUCGCAAAUAUAAUUGUACUACUGCUCAAUACAUUGGGGAAAUGUGUAGGUAUAUUUUGGCAGUGCCCCCUAAACCCAGCGACACCGAGCACAGUUUGAGGGUAAUUUUUGGAAACGGGUUGCGGCCGCAAAUCUGGAGAGAGUUUACAGACCGAUUCAAUAUAAAGGACGUUAAAGAGUUUUACGGGGCAACAGAAGGAAAUGCAAACAUCGUGAAUUUCGACAACACGGUGGGCGCAAUCGGCUUUUUAUCUCGAAUCAUUCCGCAAGUCUAUCCUAUUUCGAUUAUCAAAGUUGAUGAACACGGGGAGCCAGUUCGAGAUGCCCGAGGAUUGUGCCAAACGUGCAAACCCAACGAACCUGGAGUGUUCAUCGGCAAAAUAUUACCAAACAAUCCAUCCAGGGCCUUUUUAGGAUACGUCGACGAGGAGGCCUCUAAAAAGAAAAUCGUUCACAACGUUUUCAGCAUAGGGGACAGUGCCUUCCUUUCCGGGGACAUUUUAAUAGCAGACGAAUUUGGAAAUUUGUUUUUCAAGGAUAGAACUGGCGAUACGUUUAGAUGGAAGGGUGAAAAUGUCUCCACUUCUGAAGUCGAGGCUGUGAUUAGUAAUUUAGUAAGUUAUAAGGACGUUGUUGUGUAUGGGGUGGAAAUUCGGGGCAUGGAAGGCCGAGCGGGAAUGGCUGCGCUCUACGAUCCUGAACGAUCAGUGGAUCUGAAUGCCGACUUCCGCGAAGGUCUGAAAAAGGCUCUGCCUGCAUAUGCCAGGCCCAUGUUUGUCAGGAUCUUAACUAAACUGGAUCUUACAGGAACCUACAAAUUAAAGAAAAACGAUCUGCAAAAAGAUGGUUUCGAUCCAUCAAAGACAUCGGACAGUAUUUAUUAUUUAAGUUCCAGCGGUCAGUACGAAAUCGUCACCCAAGACGUUACCCAGAAAAUCAAUUCAGGCGAGAUUCGAAUGUAGAACCCAUGAGUUAUUGAUGCUUUUUCAGCAGACUGAUUUAAUUUAAAUGUUGAUCUGAUGGUCGUUAUUGCCAUCGCUCAUUUUACUAGAAAAAUGCAUUGGUUUUCAGCUCUCUAGGUGCAACAGUUUAGUGACACGAAUAGAGUUAGUUUUCUAGGCGUGUAUUUUAGGAUAGGAAAAUGUGGUUAUAUGCCAAUUUACUUUUUGUCUUUAAGUCCACUAUUCGAUUUAUAUCUAGGCCUAGCUGAUUUUCUUGAAGGAGAAAUCGAAUGCAGGCUUAUAUGUAUAGCUGUUAAGCACAAUUUUUUUAUUUGCAUGUAAGUACUUUUAGUUGCGCAAAUCGGAUUGAUCUAGUUAGGCCCUUUUUGAGUAUUUAAUUUUUUGAAUGCCCUGCAAAGAUAAUGGUAUUUAUUUUAAGAUUUUUUUAAAAUUUAUGUGGGCUUUUCUUACUCUUUGCAUUCAAAAGGACAAACUUACUUUAUAAGUGCGGCGUGGUUUAGAAUAUUGUACUCCUAUUAUUUAUUGUGGUUUUGCACUAUUUCUGGUUGUUGUAGUUUUUACUCAUGUUAUUAAAAGAUUGUUCUUUAAAA
Dendroctonus ponderosae (mountain pine beetle) is the source of this 2927-nucleotide messenger RNA. RefSeq names its product long-chain fatty acid transport protein 4. Gene Ontology annotation, cellular component: endoplasmic reticulum. Bases 217 to 2337 code for a protein of 706 amino acids. NCBI's taxonomy places the organism in Eukaryota, Metazoa, Arthropoda, Insecta, Coleoptera, Curculionidae. Gene Ontology annotation, biological process: triglyceride homeostasis. The record is from RefSeq and is a predicted model, not a curated record. Gene Ontology annotation, molecular function: long-chain fatty acid transmembrane transporter activity; long-chain fatty acid-CoA ligase activity. The transcript is spliced from 10 exons.